Messenger RNA from Microplitis mediator, 12544 nucleotides. RefSeq names its product putative mediator of RNA polymerase II transcription subunit 26. The coding region runs from base 1147 to 8523 and encodes 2458 amino acids. The transcript has 9 exons. The record is from RefSeq and is a predicted model, not a curated record. Gene Ontology annotation, biological process: positive regulation of DNA-templated transcription. Gene Ontology annotation, cellular component: SWI/SNF complex. NCBI's taxonomy places the organism in Eukaryota, Metazoa, Arthropoda, Insecta, Hymenoptera, Braconidae.
UACAGCGAAACGCGUAUACGGAACUGUCGUGAUACGAAAAUUCUACUGUCUGUCAAGUUAUUAUUACCAAAUAGAUUAUUGUGUACGUGGUGUAUUUAAUAAUUAACAGUGUUACAACAAUAAACCACAUUGAGGAUUUAAGUGUAAAUAAAUAUAAAUAAUAUAGUGUGUAAAUUAAUACACCAAGGCAACAACACGGGUGGCUAAACGCGCGUUCGCGGAGGUAAUAUUGAUGAUUUAACGUUGCGACGCUAUUAGCAUCUAUAUCAUUUUUUAUAAAAGUAUUGAAAAAUUUAGUGUUACCAAUAUAUUUAUUAAUUAUUUAUCAUAUAUAUUAGUGUAACUGAGCGGGAUUUUCUUUUGUUUACGCCUUGUCACUUGUGCUUUUGUUGUGUGUAACCGCGCGCCGCACUGCUCUAGGUCCAGUAGCUGAUGCUCCUUUUGCUUGUGUUGAAUCAAGAUGAAUAUUGAAUAAAAAAAAAAAAGGAACAAUUGAUAAGAAAUAAUCCGGAGAGGCCGAGAAUCAAAUGCCAAAAUAUAAAGAAAAAGUGAUGCAAAGACUUAUUGAUAAUUAAACAAUCAAACAAUGUCAGCAAAUUACUUCGCAGUUUUAGAUUUAGGAUAGGCUCGUAGGCCACAUGACAUAUAUUUGGGAAAGUCAUAUCAUAUAUAUUGCUUGCAAAAGUAAUAGAAGAAAAAAAAAGGACUAAUGGACACAAAUAAAUAUAGGCAAUAAUUAACGUCUGUUCUCAUAUUUUCAAUGGAUAAAAAGUUCACUGUAGAAGAUAUUAAAAAAAAAUAUAUCAAGACUACAGAUUACACAUGGCUAGUGAUAAAAAUAUCGAGUGAAUUUGAAGGUAUUGAGUCGAUAUUAACUACUGGACAUGGUGAUAAUUGUGGUAAAAAUUAAACAAUGAUUAUUGUAUGAUUGAUGUUGAGGUAAAAUAAUAAAAUUACAUGAAUGUCAGGAACAGGCGACGUGGGUCGCAGACGCGUUGAGUGGCGCCGCAACGCAAACACAAAUAAACUAAAUUAAUAAACAAAUUAACUUAACAUUGAAGGUAUAAAAUAUCCAUUUCGGAGGAGAAUAAAAUUUGCUGAAAAGGUGGCUGUUCGCUACCUAGGAUUACGAGGUGCUGCGUGGGCAUGCAGCAGCCUCAGACACGCCCUCUCCUCGGGGACUCUGUAUCCUCUACAACUUCCCCGACAACAAGACGCGGUAAUUCAGUGGCUGUUUUUACCCAUCAACAGCUGCAGCAACUACAACAAUUACAGGCACAAAAUUCAACUGGACAGCCAUUGACAUUUGCACUGCAACAAUCAUCAAACAAUGGACAAGAUCAAACAAACGCUUCGGCGACUGGAAAUCACAUAGUUUAUUUAAAUCAGUUGAGCCAACUGAAUCAAAAUACCAUAAACUCCUCGGGGACUGGUAUGGGCCUACCCCCGGCCGGCCCCACUUUUGGGGUGGGCCUUAAUAUGGGAUUGCCACUGUCAUUAUUAAAUACCAGUCUUACAUCAUUAACUUCAAAUGUUAUAACAACGUCUAAUCCUCUGCUCAAUAUUGGACUACCCAACAUUAAUCAGGGUAUAGCGACUGUAAAUACGGACAUAAAUACAUUGAAUGCAUUGAAUUCAACUUUGAAUUCAAAUUUACCUUCCAACAGUAUUAGCAAUGGAUUAGCUGGUCUUGCGCAGGAUAUUAAUGCCAUUAAUUCAGGUAUUAAUCGGUUAAAUACUCUUAAUUCAUCUACAUUAAGUUCGGGGCUCUCUAACAUAAACUCUGGUUUAAAUCCAAACCUAAAUCAAAAUUUUACAACUUUAAAUGCAAAUGUUGGAGAAAAUAAUUCUGGUUUAUCUAAUUUGAAUAAUUUAAAUUCAAGUCAUAACACAUCAUCAUCGAGCAUAAACCAAAAUUUCAACAGAUCACUUAAUGUGUUAGCCGGAAUUACACCCAGCAGUUUGAGUUCCUGUAAUACUAAUUUUCCAUUUCAAACAAUACAAAGUAUACAGAGUAUUGCACCUCAUAUUGUUGGCUCAAGUGUUAAUCAAGUACCUAGUUCAGCAAUACAGCAUUCAAAUUCAAGUGGUGUAUCAAUAUCUCAUAGUUCAAAUUUAGCUCUCAGUUCAAAUGUAUACACGAGUACAUCAAAUACUCCAAUAUUGUCAACAACAGCAAGUGCUAAUCAGUCUUCAAAUUUAAACCAUAAUCAAAGUAUACAUUUAGGAGUUAUGCAUACAAACCAGCCAAAUGUAUCAGCAACAAAUGUAUCACAUUUUUCAACUGUCAAUGAUCCGAUAAAUACAUUAAGUCAUAUUUCUGGAAUUGGUACAUCACAUAAUACUGGUUUUCAAACACAACGACAAUUUUCACAAGCUCCCAAUUCAAAUUUAGGCGGUUCAAUAAAUAUAUCUGGUAAUAAUCAAACGUCCAAUACUGUUAAAACUGUGCAAAAUAUCCAAACUCAAAAUAUUAGUUCACCAGGAAGCCCAUUUUCAAUGCCACUUAAAAGUCCAGCAUCAAAUAUCGCACCACCAACACCGAGCCCAAGUCCUAAUCGGGUUUUAUUGCGUAGUCCGGCGUCAAAUUCCAUCCAAUCAAACAGAAACAGUCCGAGCCCGGUAGCAACAUCAAAUAGCAAUUUCAGUAUGCAACUUCAGAGUCCAAUGCAGAGUCCAAUGAGCGUAGGACAGAUACAGAGUCCAGCACCGAGUCCAUAUCCACCCGCUAAAAGUCCUCAUCAUUUAGGAUCAAAUACAACAUUAAAUAAUAGAAGUCCUGCACCUGGUGGAAGUCCAGGGCCGCCGGUAGUUAGGCCUAAUACACCGAUACUUCAACAAGGAAUGCAAGUGCUGCAAAUAAUUGGUACACCACAGGGUUACCAACAAGCCUCAUCUCAAUUAGUCACACGAACGCAUCUUUUUGGCAAUCAACAGAUUCAAAUAGCUACGGCAAAGCCUGCCAAGCAGCCGCCGCAAAUAUUACCCAAGCCUCCCAAUCAACAAGGAGUUUCAACCCAACAAAAACAACGAGUGACAACGACUAUUACUAAUCAAGUGACACAGCAAACACAACCACAAUUAGUGUUAGCUAGUCCUCAACAAAAUCCAAAUGCGACAGCUACAAUGAUACCUACAGCACAAGGUCUUUUAUUAAAUCAGGUUUUGCCGUCAUCUGGACCUGUUAUUGUGCAGCAACAACCCGGCGGCGUUCAAUUAAUACUCCGAGCACCAGCUAAUGCUCAGCAGCAAACGCAUACUGCACAGCUGACUCAGCAACAGCUUGUAAGAGUUGUCACAGCACAAGGUAUGCAGUUGCAAGGACUUACGCCGACAUUCUUUGCCGUUCCAAAUGGUUUCUCAUCACCAGCUCCUCCCGUACUUAGGCAUACUCCCACGAGUCCCGCACCCGCAAAUACAGCAAAUAGCAACUCAAUUGUGAUACAAAAUGCCAUGGUACAGAGCCCUCAGUCUCAAAUGAACCAAGUUAGCUCAUCAAAUACGAGUAAUCAUCUAUCAAGCGCAGCGCAGAAACAACAAACGACAGUCGUUGAUCAAAAUUUAUUGCCACCGCCCAAGAAGAAGGCUAAGAAAAAAAAGAAAGCUAAGAAAAAAGAUGAAGACCCGCCCAAACUUGAUCUUGCGAGCAUAAUGAAAAUAUCAGGAAUUGGUGAUGACGAUGAUAUGUUCGAUACAGACACUACGUUAGAAUCGGAGCCACCGUCACAGAUAAAUGUUGAACAACCUGCAGUACAACAUUUAGGUCAACUAUCUCCGCAUCCACAGAUGUCUAACAGUACCCAAAAUCUAACUCAUCCUUCUCCAGUUAACACACCAAAUAUUCAAACUCCUCCGACGACGGAUAAUUUUGGUGGCAGUCAAUUGGUAGCACAAUUACAGAUGCCAGUACAAAGUACUAUCUCCGGUCAUCUUCGGUUGGCUGUUGGUGAAGACGGUAGAGUCGUACUGCAUCAUACACCAGAACCCAAUCAACCUGAACUAGAUCAAGCAACUGCUCAAGCAUUGAUACGAUCUCUUACCCAAGGCAAUAGUCAAAAUUCACAAAUAAUAUCACAACUUCUUGGUCACGCACAAACACUAGCCCAACAAAACGUUCAAUCUCAAGAGCCGGCGACUCCACCUCCAAUAAAUAGACAUAAAAAUAUCAUUAAAACUUCAAGUUCAAACAUCAAUCAAACAUUUAAUCAAGUUAUAAAUUCUACAUCAACACCGACAGCAACUUCAAUGUCUAAUUCUUCUCAAAUAAAUGUUGGUAGCAAAGUUACUUACACUCACAAUUCAUCUAAUGUACCUCAGUCUGGUAACACAACAUUGAAUGCUGUCAAUCAGAGGAAUAUUGAAUCUGGAGUUGUCACAUCGUCAUCGUCAUCAUCGACAUCGUCAGUAAAUAGUUUACAAGCCUCACAAAUUACCAAAAAUAUCCAAUCACUUAAUGCAGGGGUACAGUUAUCAAAUGCAGGCAUUCAUAUUGCUGUUGGACCCAUGUCUCCAAAGUCCGGAUGUAAUUUAUUUAGUGAACAACAACAAUCUGGAAAAAUGAUUAAUCAGCAAAGCAACGUUGGACAACAGACUGUGAUAAAUACUUCUUCUAUGAAGAAAACAACAACACAGUCAGUGAUGCAGAACACAGCUGGCAAUACAAAUAUUAGGCAGAAUGUUAUUAAAUCACAGCAACAAGCUGGUCAACAAGUUGGUCAACAAGUACAAAUUGGUCAAGGAAAUACUGUAGUAAAUCGCACUGUUCAUGUUGUGAAAAAUGCUCGCACUGUUUUACAGCACAAAAAUCAACAUGAAAAACAUCAAACUCAACAGCAAACUAAUGAGCAAAUAAAUCAACAAAAUUUACAACAAAUUUCUACCCAAACUAUUCAAUCGUUGAAUGUCCAGCGGGUGCUUGAACAAAAUCUUCAUAAGAUUACAGUCUCUGGUGUACAACACAAUUCAAUGAAUUUAGUGCAUCAAAAUCCAUCCAAUAAUUCCCAGCCAAUGCAGAUUCUUCAGUCUAAUGAUAAUAUUCAUCAACAACAAGGGAUCAAUAUUUUGACUCCUAAUAUUCAAAAUGUUGAUCAAAGUAUUCAUGGAUUGAUGGAAACUCAACGCAAUCAGGAAAUGGCCGAAGCAUUACAGCAUCAACAGCAACAGCAGCAGCAGCAACAGCAGCAGCAGCAACAGCAGCAGCAACAGCAGCAGCAACAACAGCAGCAGCAACAACAGCAGCAGCAGCAACAACAACAACAACAGCAACAGCAUCAACAAUCAGUUUUAACAAAUUUGGUUAAUUUUAAUUUACAACAACAACAUCAGCAGCAACAUCAACAAAAAAUAAUCGGAACAACAAAUAUUUCUUGUGGUAAUAAUCCACUUCAAUGUGAUGGUCAAAAAAUAAUCCAUUCCCAACCUAGUGUACAACAGCAAAAUAUAUUUUUUUCAAGUGAUCCACAUUUAGUGAAUGUAACAACAACAACAAACGAACAACCUAAACAAGAAAUUCAAAAUGUAGAUAUGCUCAAUUCACCUGCAACGAAUAUUUUUAAUGCACCAAAAAUAACACCAGAAAUAGUUCAUGCUCUAAGUAACUUAAAUCCAAAUGACCAAAUAUUGAUAGCUCAUCCAAACGGUCAAAUGCAGCUUAUAAAUCAACAAUCAUUUCAACAAUUAUUGGCAGCUAAUCAAUUGAAUACAACGCAACAGGUGACAAAUCAAAAUCAAACUCAAAAAAUAGUUAUCGGUGAUACAGAUUCAUCCCAAAAUCUUCAAGGUGUUCAAAUAAAUACACCAACAAGUCAAAUAAUUGUUAAUAGUUCUGGUGGUGCACCAACGAUACAAAAUAAUAUUCAAAAUAUUGUUGUACAAGCAGCGCCUUCGCAAAUGCCUCAUCAAAUUCAAAUUCAAAAUUCCGGUUUUCCGACUCAAUUUAUUGAUAAUCUUAACCAACAGCAAAUUAGAAAUCUUUCAAACAAUCAACAAAUAAAUCAACAGCAGACACCGAUCACAACACCAAUAACAGCCAAGAAAACAAAAGUUGUGAAACGUAAAACUACCGCCGCAGCAGCUGCUGCUGCUGCAGCGGCCGCUUCUGUUUCUGCUUCUCAACCCCAAAAUACCGGAUACACAAUGCAAGGAAUUAAGACCGUUACUGUCUCACGUCCAUCAAUGACUGCUGUCACAUCAACGACAAUUACCACCGCAACAACGUCAACUACAAGUGUCAAAGCUGACGUAAUAAACAAAGUUGUUGUUCAAACAACAACACCUCAAAGUACAAAUACCAAAAGUGAUAAUCAGACUACUGGUAAUAGAGUUACAUCAUCUGGCACUCCAGCGGCUUUGUCAACAAACGGACCAGUCACCCAAAGGGCUCCUAGAUACAUACAAUUACCUCUACAGAAACAACAAAUGCUGCGAAAUAUUCAGACCCAAAUUCAAACAAUUUUAAAGUCAAAGCCAAUAACACAGAAUGAUCAAUCCGUACUUACAAAACUUUAUCAAGAGCAUGAUAAAAUAGUUGCCAGUGGUAAAGUGGUAAGUGCGCCAUCAUUAACCAUUCCAACAGGAACAGAAACAACAUCACAUUCUAGUAUAUCAUCGCCAACGGUAUUUUCAAUCGCACAACCACUUUCUGCUGUUAAAACUCCAACGUCAACAGUUCAAACUCAAACACACAACACGACAACUAUUCCUGCGACGAUAAAUACCCCGUGUGUUAAUUCAAAUAUUAAAGAUCUCGCUAGCAGUAGUGGUAAUAAUAAUAAUAAUAGUAACAGUAAUAAUAGUAACAACAAUAGUAAUAAUAAUAAUAAUAAUAAUAAUAAUAAUAAUAAUAAUAAUAAUAAUAAUAAUCAUACCCCAGUCCCAGUGAUAAGUAAUGUAGUUGGACAGAGUAUGCCGAAUAUAUCAAGUACUAGUCUACAUCCCCCUGCAAGUAAUAAUAAACAGCCACAGAAAUUCUAUCAAAUUAAUAAUAAUCAGCUAGUAAGUCCGUCCGCGUCAAUCGCACCUAAUUUUCCAUCAACAAGUGCUCCGACCCCGCCAAUACAAAGUAUUGCACCAACUGUUGCAGUACCACAAGCUACUCAACAGCAAGUUUCAAUACAACAGCAAUCAACUCAAUGUCAAACAGACCCACCUGACAUUAAACCAGACAUUCAGUUAAUAAGUUCUAUCAAACAAGAAUUAUUAUCACCGGUUCAGGUACAAGUACAAACUUCACCACCAGCGACUUCACCCAGAGUACCCACGAUUAAUCAGAGAAUUCAAAGUCCUAUUAAUAUUUCCUGUAAUACUAAUAAUAAUAGUAAUAGUAAUAAUAGUAAUAAUAAUAAUAAUAAUAAAAUUCAAAGUCCUACGGGUACACCGGCUGUCAGUCCUAAACAAGGCGUUAAAAGACCAGCGACGAGUCCUAUUUGUCGUCAAGUUAAUCGCAGUGAUAUGAUUGAAAAACAGUUGAAAAUAGAUCAAAGUGGUGCGACAAAUCCAGAUGUAAAUACUCCUUUCCUUGAUAAGCACAAUGCCUGUCAGAGGCUUCUCAACUAUCAUUGCUUGAAUGAACAAGUACUGAGUGCUAAGGAUCUUGCUAAAGCUGAUGAAAUAUUUGAGGAGACAGCUAAACAUUUACUUAAUAAAUUUAAUUCAAUGGUCAAUAAGUACACCUAUCUUCUACUGAUGGACAGUAUGCGGGAAGUCAGAACGUCGGAACUGAUGAUGAUUGAUCGGAUCUUUGUAAAUGAUGAAACUAAGGCCAAUGAAGAGUUGAAGAAGGAAGAAAAGCCAAUAUUUCCAAAAGUAGAAGCAGAUUCAAUGGAUGAGGGAAAAACACUACCGUCGUUAUCAAAUAUUUCCGUUAAGAAAGAACUCGAGGACGAUUUUUCUAGUAUCGAUACAGAUUCCAAGUUGAAUAUAAAGCCAUCGAGUAGUACGAGCGGUGAUUACGACGAGUGGCUUGAGAUCCAAAAGGAACUAGGAGUCUAUCCAUCAACCGGGGAUUCCUCAAAGUGUAAAAACAUGAACAUAAGUGCUGGUGGUACUGGUGGUAGUGCUAGUGUAACUGGUACAAUUAUUAGACCAUCGAGAAUGGAAAGAACGCGAAAUAACGGCGAAAGCCGUACAACAAAUACCAGUAGUGCGGUGAGUGUUCAAAGUGCGAGUAAUUUAAAGAACAUAUUUGAAUCGGACUCAUCGAUGGGUUUAGAUCGACGUUGGUGCAGCAGUGCGACAGAACUUGAACGUGAUUUACUCGAAGAUGCUGACAGUCUUGACGAGUUAGCAUUUCAUUCUCAAGUUCAAUUGCCCCCCGUGUUAUCCGGUGACGUUGACACCACUAACAUUCUCGAGCAUGAUGAUAUCACAGCUCAAGUUCAAUCUGCUAUCGAUAGUAUUUUGAAUCUCAAAAAAAUGCCCUCCAGUUCGACGGCAACUGGCAGUGCAAGUGGUAGUACUGCCCAGACUAGUGAAUCUAAAGACUCAGUACUUGAUCAAGCGGUUCGUAGUAUACUGGGCUCGUGACCCUCCUCGAAAAAUAAAGUAUGUUGAACAUUCAUUAAGAGUUAAAUAAUAUUACCACACAAUUAUGUUUUUAUCGUGUAUUUAUCACGUUACAAAAAAAGUUAUUGAUGAUAAAAAUUAUUUGUAGUAACCAAGGAUGAUAAUACGGUUGUAGCCACCACAAUGUCUUUCACUAAAACAUUUGGAUUGACUUUUAAUUUAACGUUUAUUCCAACCGCAAUUAUCAGACUAUUUAUUUAUUUUUUUUUUUUUCCAUUUCACUAUGGCAAUAAUUAUUUAUACACAAAAUUGUACACUAUCUUAUUAAUAUAUUAGUGGUAAUUGGAGAAUAUAUAAAUAUAAUAUGAUAAAAUAAUGGAGAAAAAAAUGAAAAUUAACAAAAAAACACUGAGUAAGAAUGAAAGAACAAAUACGCCAUCGUGUAACUUUAAUGUUAGAAAAAAAAAAAAAUGAUGUACAUGUGGUUAGGCAGAUAGGUAACAUAUAUAUGUUUCUAUCUGAUAUUUGUAAUGUAAUUUUGUAAAAAGAAGCUAUUUAAAAAUGAUUUAUCUGAAUUUAUAUGUCAGUUUAUUGGAAUAAAUAGUAUGAGUAUUCCAUAAUGGCAACUACGAAUUGUACAUAUAAUUUUUAAAUUAUAUUAUUAUAAUUAUUAUAAUUAAAAUAAUUGAUAUUAUUAUUAUUAUUAAUGUUAUUAUUAUUAUAAUAAUUGAUAUUAUUAUUAAAAUUAAUAUUAUUUUAGUUGAAUUGGUGUAAAGCGAUGGAAAAAUUCCAUUAAAAAAAAUUUAAUUAAUCUUUGAGGGAUUUUAUUAUAAAUAAUAAUCAUGGUUCUGUCAAAAGUUAAAUCAUUUAUAAAUAAAAUAAUGCGCACCCCGUACUUUUAAAUUAUUUAUUUUUAAAAUUUAAAAUCAAAACUUCAUUUUUUAAAUCCAUUGUAUAAAAAAAAUGCUUAAAAAAAAAAAAAAAACCAAUAUCUUAAAAUGACUGAUGAUUAAAAUUAAUAAUGAAUGUUCGAAGUUAUGCACUUUAGCUAAAAAAAUGUAAAGAAUAAUUUUUUUUGUACAAAUUGAAACAUAAAGAAAAAGCAAUUCGAGUAUUAUUAAAUAAAAUAUAUGAUAUAUUAAAUAUAUAAUAAUGAUAAUAAUAAUAUUAAUAUAAUAAAUGAAAAUAUAAAAUGUUAAGAGUAACAGAUAUACGUACAAGACCAACAGACAUCACAUUUACACAAGAAAUUUUGAUUUUUUUUAUACUAAAAAAUAAAUUAUUAAUCAAUACGAUAUGAAAAAUUUUUAUAAUUACUCUCUAUGUAAUAAAUGAAGUGUAUUAAAUAUUACGGGGUGUGCAAUUAAAUAAAAAUUUAUAUAAUUAAAUAAUAAAAGUGAGGUAAAAGCCCCUAUACAAGCUCAGUCAUUAGUCGCUCACUUUAACUGUUUAAUGCGUUUUUUUAUAAUUUUUAUAAAUAAUUAUUUGUGAAUUUACAUAUAUUUAAAUAUCAUGUAUCAAAUUAUUUUAUAAUAGAUUAUAAAUUUAAAUUACUGUUUUCAAAAUCGCGCAAAGCCGGGCAUUUUUUACUUUAACUAUGGUGGCCACAUUUCUGGAAAACCUGGAAAUGGGGAACUAUAAAUAUACUGGAAAGUCAGGGAAAUGUCAGGGAAUUUCGUCACAAAGCUGGAAAAAUUUUCACUUUCUUUCUUUUGACUGAAAAAAUCCGACAAAUUUAGUUUUCUGUCAAAACUGUUCAAAAAGUGACGCGGCGCGAAUGCGGUUGUAAAACCAUCUGGAAAAAAAAUUAGUAGAAAUUGAUUCCAAUAGCGAAAAAAUGAAGCAGUUAGAAUUAUCAAGGCUGUUAGAAAAAAAAGUCUUAGUAGAAACCAAUCGCCAGGAUCUUCAAGCUAUUAACAUCCAUAUUGACAAGUCAAAAAACUAAAAACAUUAAAUGUAUACAUAAGUAAUGAACUAAUAAGUUUCACUAUAUUUAUUAUUCGCGUACUUCAUUAAUACUUUAUUAAUAUUCUAUGAAACAUUAUUAUUUAUGAAAUUUAUUCUAGUGAAAAUGAAAAAUUUAUUUAUAUUUUAUUAUAGAGUAAGUUAUAUAAAAAUAUGGAUUUCAAAUCAAAAAUAAAAAAUUAUUCAUUUAAUAAAUAAAAAAAAAACAAUGAACAUUGACAAAUAAUAAAAGAAAGUUUCAUUUAACGACAAUGAUUAAUUAUUGAUUAAACUGACUUAUACCAUUUUAUUUUAAAUUAAAUAAAUAUUUCCAAUGAUUUAAUAUUACUUCACAUAGUCAGGGAAUUUUCGAAUUGUUUGACUGGAAUGCCUGGAAAACUCAGAGAAUUUCCAUUUCAAAAAUCUGUGGCCACCAUGUUUAACGUUCAUUCGUUAGAUUAAAUUUAGGGCACGUCAAAUUUUUUUCAAAUUGUUAUAACUAUAUCUUAUUAAAUACAUUUUUAAAAUUCAUGAAAUUUUAUAUUAUGAAAGAAUAAAGUAGUAUAAUUUAUAAAUUAUUUGUCCAAAUCAAUAAACUUAUCAUAGUUUAAUUGAUAUUGUCUUUGAGCGACUAUAGGGCCAUGUGUUGGUCGAAUAAUGGUACAUGACAACUUUUAGUGAGCGACUAUGGGUACACUCAAGGAGCUUAUUUAAAAAAUUAAUAAUAAUUAAUUAUCAAGAUUAUUCUUCAAACUUAAAUUUUAUUCUAAUACUCGAAACUUCAAAAAAUAACUAAAAAAAAAAAAUCUGGUUUUUCAUUUUAUUUAUUAAUUUAUACUGAGUGAUUUAAUCUCACUCCAAUGAAAAGUGAGCGGGUAUAGAGGCUUUUACCUUAAUUAAAAAAUAUUAAAAAUAUUUAAAAAAAAUAAAAAGGAAGAACUAGAUAAAUAUAACACUAGUUUAAAAUAUAAAUUUUAUUUAAAACGUUUUUUAAAAAUAAUUUAUGAUACAGGGACAGUCUGAAAUUAAACUGAGAAUCAAAGAUACACGUUUUUUAUAUAGCUUUUAACAUUUUACAUACUUUUUGGCAUCACAUUUAAUAAUAAAUGAAUAGAUGUGUGUAGAUAGACUACUGUGUAAGAGAGUUUAACUGCGGGGAAAGGAUUAUUUUAUACUUUUUCCGAUCUUUUAUCAAUAACGCAUCUUUUUUAAUAAUACACUAGAGCAAAUUAUUAAUUUUAUAAAUAUAUAUAAAUAUAAAUAUAUAAAAUAAAGAAAGGAAGAAAGUCGUAUUAAGAUUAAAUGAUAAAUUUUAUCUGUGCUAAUUAUUUUUUUAAUUUUAUUUAUGCUACCGUUCGUGUAUGCAAUUUUAAUUGAUUAAUUAUGCUGUGACAUUUUAAAUACAAUUUACCAUUACAUUAAUUAAGUUUUUUAAAAGAGUAAGUAAAUUAAUUAAUUUUUUAAAAAACUGUAAAGUUUUUUUUAAGGAAUUGGAAAUUUUAAAUUAACGUCGCAUCCUUUCGCCGGGUGUUCUCUCGAUAAUAAUUUAAAAUAAAAAAACAAAAACGACAACAAAUCUUUUACAUAAUCUGCUAUGUACAGAAAAGCAUAAUAAUAAUAAUAAUUAAAAGAAACAGUGUGAUUUUUUUUUGGCAAAAGCAAUCUAAGACUGAAAAAGUAGACAGAAAAUAAUAAUUAAAAAAAACUAAAUAAAUGAUUAAUUAAAAUGAAAACAACAUGCAGAACUAUUAGCGUAAUUAAAUUAUAAUUUGUAAAUAAAUGAUAAUAAUAAUGAAUUAAUUGCACCUAAAAACGGCAACUGCGACUUAAUUAUAAUAUAUAUAUGUGGGCUCUGGCAGGAUUUUUAAAAAGAUGAAUAUAUUAAAGUUUUGUUGUUCCUAAUAAAUUGCCGACAUUUUGCCAGUAUAUAAUUAUUUUUAUAUAUAUACAUACAUAUAUAUAUUUUUUAUUUAUAACUGUAUAACAUCCACUUAAUUAAUUAAUUAAUUUAUUAUUAAUAAUAUUAUUAUUAUUUUUUAAUUUAAUUUAACAAUCAUUAAAGUUUAACAUAAUCAUCAUAAUAAUGUUAUUUUAUUUU